Molecule: messenger RNA, 606 nt
Organism: Diaporthe citri
Lineage: Eukaryota; Fungi; Ascomycota; Sordariomycetes; Diaporthales; Diaporthaceae
Exons: 1
Coding region: 1-606 (201 amino acids)
Source: RefSeq, a predicted model, not a curated record
AUGCCUGUUAUCACCGUCAAGAACAACUCCUCUCACUCGCAGAGCUUUCUGGUUCAUGGCUUCCCCAACAACCCGGGGACCAUCACCGUCAAGGCCAACGGCGGCACCGUGGAUGUCAAGAGCCCGGACAACCAACAGGUCUCCGGCGCCAUCAUCGCCACACACGACGGCCAUGAAGGCGAGCAGGCCGAGGUCACCUUCAACGGCUGGCCCGAGGGCAAGAACCAGUACUACGACAUCAGCUACAUCGUCGGCGGCGGUGGUAACCUGACGAUCGAGCAGAAGGGUGCGCCCAACACGCGCAAGGGCGAUGCGACCUUCAUGCAGGACUGCAACACGGCGUGGCAGAAGCUGUCCGCGGACAAGAAGAAGGCGCUGCAGCGGUUCGUCCACCUCGACUCCAAGGGCAAGGUCUCCCGCAUCGACGCUCCCAAGAACGACAAGGGGCUCGAGGACUGGGUGAGGACUUUUGCGCAUGGUGUUUACGUCGGAGUCGGAGCUUGGAAGGAUGACAAGGGGAACGCGGAGGACAACGAGCAGAGCAAGGCAACCCCUGGGGGUAACAAGGACUUGCUGGUUGUGUUCACUGAUAACAACGAUAACUAG